Messenger RNA from Bombina bombina (fire-bellied toad), 8177 nucleotides. RefSeq names its product NEDD4 binding protein 2 (gene N4BP2). The transcript is spliced from 17 exons. Lineage: Eukaryota; Metazoa; Chordata; Amphibia; Anura; Bombinatoridae. The coding region runs from base 234 to 5000 and encodes 1588 amino acids. The record is from RefSeq and is a predicted model, not a curated record. Gene Ontology annotation, molecular function: ubiquitin binding.
GUGAGCGGUGAGAGAAAACUGCUAGUUAGCACCACACAGCUCUAAACGCAAAACUCGUAAUCUGGCCAACUGUGUUCACUGAUGUGGAGUUCCUAGGAGCCAGCACUGGCUAAAACUGCAAGUCUGUCAAAAGAACUGAAAUAAGGGGGCAGUUUGCAGAGGCUUAGAUACAAGAUAAUCACAGAGCUUAGGGAUGAACAUCAUGGAAUUUAAAUGAAGACCUAAAAACUGAAAUGCCAAAGAAAAAAAAGAACUCUUCUCUGAGCCCAUUAAGAAAACCAUCAGCAAGUUCCUCUGCCAGCUCUUCAGUUGCUCUAGAGUCAUUUUCACAGCAGCCAUUGGCAAUGAGUAAUAACAACAAUGAAGGACUUUUCAGUAACAUGUGUGAGAUGUUCUCCAACUUGGAUCCUGCUUUGGUUGAUACAGUUCUCUCUGAAUAUAAAGAUGUUGAAGUUGUUAUGGAUUACCUUCUGGAGUUGUCAAAUGCAGCUAAAGAAGAAGUGCAGACAAAAUCUGACUGUUUGGGGUUUGACAGUGUAGCAUCGUUUCUGGAUGACAGCUACCAAAAUGAAGGUACUUCUGGUAUUUCAGAAGAAGCUCCAGGUGAAUUCUCAAGAACUGAAGAUAUUUACACAGAGAUGACACUGUCUAAUGAUUUAGAUGCAUUGUUAGAUGAAGCACUUAAUAAGUACAGUUCCCAAGUGCCUACAGAAGAUGCCUGUGAUCUAGGACAGGGCUACACAUCCACAGACAUUGAAUCAAAUUAUGCUGCAUUUACCGAACUAGCACAAGCUGCCUCAGAAGUACAGACUGUAAAAGAUCUUUUAAAUGAAGAUAGUUUGUGCAGUCUGUCUAAUGACCAUAAUGUAAGUGAUGUGAAUGGCUCCAGUCAUUCUGUAUCAGAAUCUACAAAGCCAGCAGAGGUUCCAAAUUCGGUGUUGGAAUUGAAAAAUUUGGAUGCAUAUUUGCAUUCGGAUAAUUGUUCCACCCUGCUUUCACAAGCAAUUCCAAGAAAUGUAGAUAAAACUGAAAAAACAAAUGUACAAAAUAUGAGUCCUCUCAGCAGUGGACAAACAUCUGCCCUAACAAACACUCAUUUUAAUGUAUCCCAGUCCAGUAGUCCUUUGUUUCACCAGCCACUUUGGAACCCUUUGGCCACUCCUUUUUAUCCAUCACAUCAGUUUUUUACACCAGUUGCUCCUGUGCCUAUGUCAUGGAAUUUUGCUGCUAGUGGAGCUAGCCCCUUUAAGCUAUCAGCUCCUCCUCCACUGUUUAAUGUAAACAGUUUGCCCAUAAAUGCCAGGCAUUUGAAUAAUCAAAAACUGACAGCUCCACCUGAACCUGCCCCCCUCAUCUUUCCUCUGAAUCCAAAAAGAAUUUCACAUUUUGCUGGAAAAGUGCUCAUUAUGCUUCGAGGUGCUCCUGGUUCUGGAAAAACCACCCUUGCAAGGCAAUUGUUGAAGCAUAACCCAGUUGGAUGUAUCCUGAGUACUGAUGAUUACUUUGUAAAAGAUGGGCAUUACCUGUAUGAUCCAAACUGUUUAGGAGAAGCACAUGAGUGGAAUCAAAAAAGAGCCAAAGAAGCCUUUGAGAAGAACAUUUCACCUAUUAUAAUAGACAAUACAAAUUUGCAAGGAUGGGAAAUGAAGCCAUACGUGUCUCUGGCUUUGCAAUUCAGAUAUAAGGUCAUGUUUCGAGAACCUGAUACUUGGUGGAAAUUUAAACCAAAAGAACUUGAGAGGAGGAACACCCAUAGUGUGACAAAAGAAAAGAUAAAAAAAAUGUUGGAAAAUUACGAAAAAAAUGUUGGUGUGAACUCCAUUUUAAAUAAGUCACAUUCAAAAAAGUCUGAAAAUGCUGUACAUGGCCUAACUGGCACCAUCACUGAAGGAGAAGGAAAAAAACCUUCUGAACCAAUUACUUUAAUAGCAACAGAUGAAAAUAAAGGUUCAUUUACACAGAAAACUGAAGGGGAGAGGCUUUUUUGCACCAAUGAUGCAGCAAAUGUUUCAGAGAACAGUAUUUCAUUAGAAAUGUCACAAAAUUACCAAGGGGAGUUAUUUGAAGAAGCUAUUAUAAAAAAUGAAAGCAAUUCUGGUUCUGAUGUUGUUAAAAUGAGUGAGGUGUUGCAUCCUUGUGAAAAAGACUUAUAUCUCUGUGACAACGCAAAAUCUUCUGACGAAAAAUCUUUAAACCAAAGGUCCCUUGAAGAAGGGCAUGAAGAAAAAAUGGCAGUUAUGCAAGAUAACUCAAACUUAGAGGGUGCAUCAUUCUCGCAGAGUGAAGGAUCUGAGUUUCUAAAUUUCGUUGGAGACUGGCCAGUAGAAAAAAGUAUGGGUCAAAGAAUCCCUCGUAACAGAAAGAAAGUCAAGGCAAACAUGAUGGACGGCAGUGAAGUGUGUGAAAUGUCUGCACAGCAUAUUUAUGAAAAGGAUAAUUCUGAGAAAAGUAAUACUAUGGAUAGUGAUGUUUUUUCACAAGACUGCAAAGAAAUUGGUACUUCUGCUGAAUCACAACAAAAAUAUGAUAUUGAAAUGUCUGAAAAAACUACUCUAGAAUUGCAAGACUCAUCUUGUAAUUUUUCACAUAUCUUUUUAAAGGAGGAGCAUUUAACUCCAAGAAUAAGCAAAGCUUCCGCCGAUGAUGACAUCACUUCAGAAAAUGUUAAUGAAGUUAAAGAAGUCACUGAUAGUAUGAAAAACAGAGAACUGUCAGACGAUAAAGAGAAUGAAAUGUCAAAUUGUGGAUCAAUGAUAGAGAGAAAGCCUAAGUCAACUAAACGUAAUUGCAGGCAACGUAAAUUAGCUUUAACCUUCACAAAUAGCUCUUCUAGUUCUUUAGAAAACAAGGAAACUCAGUUACAGGGGAUAGAACAUAUGAAUAAUGGGAACAACAAACAUUCACAGACUGAGCCUUUUGAUUUUGCGUUGGCAUGGAGAGUAGAAAAGAAGAAUAUAGAUAUUUCUGACCCAGCUAAAGUUCUAACAGGAAAAAGUGAAAGAUUUAAAUCAAAAUUAUUGGUUGCAAACUCAGAUUCUCAGGAAGAUAUACCAUAUAGAGUUAUGUAUGACAAAAGUACUUUUGUGGAAGAAAAUGAGAUCAUUGGCUUGGGGGAUCAUGAUAGUCUAAAUAUUCUGUGCAAACUUUUUAAGUCGGUUCCAUUUGAAAUGUUAAAAGAUCUUUUUGAAAGAUGCAAUAAGGAUAUUGUCUGGGCAACAAAUUUGCUUCUUGACUCUGGUGAAAAGUUAUCUAGAGAAGAAGAUUGCCAACUAGAAGAAUUUAGUGUAAGUGGGGAAGAAACCCCUACAGAUUUAGAAAGUUGUCAUGAUUUAGAUGAAGGCUUAGAAAAUUUUGAUCCAACCACCAUAGCAGCACCAAAAUCAGGGUCACCUGAUAUAUAUACAGAUCAACUGAUUGUGCAAACAGAACAAACAGGUGAAAACUGCAAAAAGGUGGAACAUUCUAAUCUGUUAAAUACUGUACAGCUUACAAAUGAAGAUACUAACAAUAUGAUGGCAUCUGUAAUACAUUUAAAUAAAAUAGUGAGUGAUCAUGACACAGCAGUGGAAGCCCAUUCCAUAAAUCAGUCAUCAAGUUCAGAUUUAGAAGGGGAGCAAUUAAAAACACAUGAUUUAUAUAUAAGUACUGUUGUGGUCAGCAGCGUCUUAGAAAGCUUUAACAAGGAAAUGAAUAUUGCUGGUACCACUGGGUCCAAUGAAGAGCUAUACCCACCAAAUAACAUUACUGCGGAUGAGAGAGAUUACCAGAAAGAAGGAGAAAACACUGUUUUAGAAGAGGCCAAUAAUAGCAACUUGGGAACAUUUCCAAAGGAGCCUCUCCGCUUUGAUCAUCUUGAGUUGUCUUUACCUCCAGAGCUUGCCUUCCAGCUAAGUGAAAUAUUUGGACCAGUUGGAAAAGAUCCAGGUUCUCUAACUAUUGAAGAUUGUGUAGUCCGCAUAGAUUUAAAUCUGGCUAAAGCUAUUCAUAAGAGAUGGAAAGAAUCGAUUAUGGAAAGACAUCAUCAAGAAGCAUUAUCAUACCAACUGCUUUUUGAAGACCAUUUCCAGAUGAAUGAUUUUGUUCAGAGAGAGGAGUCUGGACUGGUUGGAAAUACCCUUGAUCAUUCACAUGAAGUGCCAGACAUGUUGCCUUUCAUGGACCAGUGGAAUGUGCAAACUAAAAAAGUGUCAUUAAGGCAAAUCAUGUCAGAAGAAAUAGCAUUGCAGGAACAGGAAUAUUUGAAGAGGUCUUCACUCAGGAAAAACUGUGCAGAAAAGAUGAAGGAGAAACAGCUAUUUGAAAUGUUUCCUUAUGUAGAAGAAAAGCUGCUUAUGGAGAUUUUUAUGGAAAACAACUACUCUUUUGAGAAGACCAAACAGUUCAUGUGUUCUGUUCUUGAAGCUGACCCUGUGCAGAAUGUUGUAGCUCCAGAAUUUAAACAAACCAUGACUGCAUCUUCAGAAAAGAUCAAAGAGAAGAAAUCUAAAGUGGACAAGGAUAUCCCAAAUGAUCAAUGUUUCCAGGACUUUGAAUAUCCAGAGUAUGACGACUUUAGAGCAGAAGCUUUCUUAUAUCGUAAGAAGCAGCAAGAAAGCUUUAGAAAAGCAGAGGAAGCUUACAAUAGGGGUAUGAAGCAGGUUGCAACUUACUACGCACAACAGGGUUAUCUUUAUGGGCAAAAGAUGAAGGAGGAAAACCACAGAGCUGCUCUUAAAAUCUUCCAGAGAGCGAAUGAGUUUCUGCUUCCAGAGAACAUAUUAGAUUUACAUGGGCUACAUGUUGAUGAGGCUAUGAAACACUUUCGAAAAGUGCUACAGGACAAGAGGGAAGAAUACAGGAAGAACGGUGGUAAAUCCCAUCUCUCUGUGAUUACGGGAAGAGGAAAUCAUAGCCAAGGAGGAGUUGCUCGUAUUAAACCGGCUGUAAUUGAUUACCUCAAAAACCAUGACUUCAGGUUCUCAGAAAUAAGACCAGGGGUUCUCCGUAUUACACUGAAAUAAUAUCUACAUCAGAAUCAAGACCUCAUCUUUUUUUAUCACAAUAACAAGCGGACAAUAUGAACUAUUUUGCUUACAGUAUUUACAUGUGUAUAAUUAUGACUGGAAAGUAAUGAUUUUUUAUUUUUGUUUGCAACUCUUUCUACUUAUUUGUUAAGAUGCAAAUUAUGCUUUAAACAUCCAGGGAACGGCAUUAUGUAGCAAAAAAUGGAAUUCAGCAAACAAUUCCUUUAAAAUAGAUAUUUUAAAUUUUUCCAUGACACUUUGGUAGUGAACAUUAAUUACAAUUGAUUUUAUUUAGGUUUUGUAUGCAAAAUGAAUGCAUAUGCAGCUAUUUCUAGAUCUUUUACAUCUUAUUUUUUCUUUUUCACUCUGUAACCUCCACCUUUCCAUGCCAGGUGUCGGGUAGCAUUUAUUUAUACUUUCAGAAGAGUAAAAUAGAGCCGAUAUUAAUUUGGUGUAUAGUUUUGGACUAUCUGAUUUGAAUUUUAAAGCAAUUUUAUUCCUUCAGCUCUUUAAGUAAAUUAAUUACCCAAAAUGUAAUAUUAAUAGGAAUUUUACUGAAAAAGUAUGUAUUUUAUCUGCAUCAUUGUUUUGAUAUUCUUUUGCCAAGUUCAGUUUUCUGCUGUGAUCAAAUUGAUCUGCCAUACCCAGCCAUUCCCUCUCUUUUGCUUUUAGCAUUAUAGCCUGCUGGAAUUUGAAUUGCUUUUGUCUAAUUUUGAAUUAUUUGUAAAUGGACUUUAGUUUCAAAUGGCAAUAUUAACUGAACAAGAAUACUGAAAAUGCCACAGAUGCAUUUUUGUGCACUACUUUUAUUUUAAAUAACUUUCUAAAUAUUGGUUUAAAUGGUCUGUGUAUAUAGUAUUAUUCAAAUGAUAUCCAGAGAUAUAUUAAACACACCCCUUCACCACAAUAGGUACUGAAACAAGAUACCACUAUAUUCUCUAUUGAGGGUAAUCCUUCGCCCCUUUUUAUGAUUUUAAUAUAUUUUCCUAUUACACAAAAUUAAUUCUUGGUUAAAUAGUCUAUUAAGAAUCUACUCAGCACUAAAAUUAGUCUGUGUUACAUUAACAUUAUCAAACAAUUAAAAGCAUUUAAGGUACUAUCAAAAAAAGAGCAUUCUGUUGCAAAACAAUCUCCAUUUGUUAGAACAUAAUUGUUUUUCCACUAAUUUCCUUUGCAAACUAUACUUAAAACAUCUACAAAGGGAUUAAACACACAGAUAAAAUCCUGCAACACUUUGCAGCCCUCAAAGUGUACAUAGCCGGUGAGCCAAUUAGGAGCAGCAUACUCCUGUAGCUGCCAAUCACAAGCCAUGUCCUGCUCACAAGCUGCAAUAUGCUGUAGCUCCUUUUUGUUUUUAACCCGUUUUGUAGAGAUUAAGUACCUAGUAAAUGCCACUAAUACAAAUAAUAUACACUAACAUUAGAAUGUUUAAUUUUUACCUUAGAAUGUCCUUUUAAUGAUUGUAACAGGUAUUGUCUGCUUUAUUUUAUCAACCUAUUUUAUCAUUUGUGUUUCACACCAAAUGUUUUAUUUAGUUAUUUUAUAGUAUCACAUAUAAAUCAGCACAUUUAAAAAAAAAAAAAAAAGUUUUUUUACACAUUUGAAAGAAGAAAAAAAAACACUAAUCAUCUCUUAUUUUUUCCCAAUUGUGAUCCAGUGGACAUGUGAUCUAUUUCACAUGAUCUAGUAUAUGUUCUUUAAACCAAUGGCAUGAUAAUGGUACGCGCGUAACUGAAUGGAAUUUGUUUUAAUGAUAACUAGAAUUAUUAUCUAUAAUUAAUAUUCAUCCUGACAUUUAUAUUAGAUGGUUUAUAUUUGCAUGUAGAUUACCUGUAUGUGAUAAAAUGUCUUUUCUUCUUUGCAGUUACAUUUAAAGGGAUACUAAACCCAUAUUUUUUCUUUAAUGAUUCUAAUAGGAGUAAAUUAGGGUUUUUUCUUAAAAAUUAUGUUCUAUUAUCAAUUUUUCUUCAUUCUCUUGCUAUAUUUACUUGAAAAGCAGGAAUGCAAAGCUUUGGACCCUGCCCAUUUUGGUUCAGAACCUGGGUUGCACUUGCUGAUUUGUGGCUAUAUGUAGCCACCAAUAAGCAAGCGCUAUCCAGGGUGCUGAACCUAAAAUUGGCGAGCUCUUAAUUUUUACAUUCCUGAAUUUCAAAUUAUGAUAGCAGGAGAACAAAGUAAAAUUGAUAAUAAGAGUAAAUUAGAAAGCUGCUAAAAAAAAAUGCUGCUCUACCUGAAUCAUUAAAGAAAAAAAAAUGGGUUUAGUAUCCCUUUAAGAAAAUGUUGUUGUUUUAUAUCAACUUUUCCAGUUAUAGAAACAAAACAGAACCACAUUAUUGGGUGGUUUUGGUUACAGUACACAGUGCCGGGUUCUUGUAACACUUUUAUAUUACUGUGGAAUCUGAAAGUUCCUAUUUACUGUUCUGUCUCCAACUCAGGUGUUCAUAGGCUUCUUUGCCUAUAGCAUGAUGACUUACUGUGUCAUGCUUUAUUAUUGUUAAUUACAGAAAUUUGUCUGUGGGGUUUUGUAGAGAAUAUCAUUUUUUUACAUUUGUUUUAAUAAUUGACUAAAAGACAAAACCUUUUCUGGAACAGGCACAUUCUGGCAGAUGCAUCCUGUUAUGCAUAUUAAAUAUUGGUUGAUUUGAAAAAAAAAUAAUCAAAGACUAAUAUCAUUUAGCAGAGAACAUCCAACGUUAGUGAUUGCUGCCUGAUUACAAAAAAAUAUGGUAAAAAAAAGUGUUGUAAUUCACUUUUAUGUAUUUCCACACCUUUUACUAACCAUUCUCGUUAUUUUUAAUUCACUAGUUUUUCAAUGUACAGAUAAACUGUACUUUACAGGGAUUUCCUGUUUCUAUGCUAUGUUUUAUAUGUAUAAAUGGGAAUUUACAAAGUAAUUAGGCUACUAGCUGGAACUACAAUAAUUAAUUGUAUAUCAUGAAUCUUGUGAUAAACAAAGUAUAAGAGGUGCUUACACCAAAAAAGAUUGUAAUUAAGUAAAAGUCAGAACAAAUGUCUAAAAAAAAAAAUUGUAUUUUCUAUUUUUUUAAAUUCUGUACAUUUUUUAUUUUAUGGUGUGCAAUAUACAAAUUUUUGGUAUUUUCUUUUUUGAAAACACUGUUUUACUUAAAAUAUUUCCAUGUGUUUUAUGGUAAAAUAAAGUAAAAUGUAUUCAUA